CACCUGCCGUCUAUUUCUAUUAUUGUUUUCUGCAAUUAUAGUUUUUAAAUUUUUUAAUUAAUUAAAUAUUUUUCGGAAUUCUUUCUUCGCAGCGAAGAAAAUUUUGAAGAAAUUUCUCCGUAAUUCGUUGAAUCUUUAUACGUACGGGAACCGUCGCUGCCGCCGGUUUCCGGCGCUUCUCCGCUUCUCCGCCUCCCUUUCUUUCUCUUCUCUUCAUCUCCUUCUCACCGGCAAUGGAGGAAGAUAACUUAACCCGCCGAAAACCCUAAUUUCUUCUUCGAUAAUGGCGGUAGUUACAGGGGAUCGGUACCUCGACUAUCUGGUGAAAUUCGUGGAGCAGAACGCGGAGAUGCUCCUUGAGGGGUCGCUGACUUUGAAGCUGAACCCCGUGGGACUCCACUAUGUGCAGUCGCGGCUGGAAGCGUUGGAGGAGCUUGAAGGACUCCUCGCCGGUGCGCCGGUGGAUUAUCUACGCGCCUAUGUUUCGGACCUGGGAGACCACCGCGCGCUUGAGCAGCUGCGGAGGAUAUUGGGCCUUCUCACCUCGCUGAAGGUGAUCUCCGUGCUUCCGCAGCCGGCGCGCGAUCCGACGCCGCUUUCGCUUCAGGCUUUUGGUCGUCUAAGGGUUCUCGAGCUCCGUGGAUGUGAUAUAUCGACGUCUUCUGCACAGGGGCUGCUGGAGCUCCGCCAAACGCUCGAGAAGCUUAUUUGUCAUAAUUCCACUGAUGCUCUGAGGCAUGUUUUAGCAAGUAGGACUGCGGAUAUAAAGGACUCGCCGGUGUGGAGCCGUCUGAAUUUUGUUUCGUGUGCUCAAAAUAGAUUGGUUUUAAUGGACGAGUCGUUGCAGCUGCUUCCUUCUGUGGAAACUUUGGAUCUGAGCCGGAAUCAAUUUGCAAAAGCUGAUAAUCUUGGCAGGUGCUCAAAAUUGCGGCACCUGGAUCUUGGUUUCAAUCACCUUCGGAACGUCGCAUGUUUGAGUCAAGUUUCAUGUCCAAUAGUUAAGCUUGUUUUAAGGAAUAAUGUCUUAACUACGUUGCGAGGGUUAGAAAACCUGAAGUCUGUUGAAGGUCUCGAUCUUUCCUGCAAUCUCAUUUCCAGUUUCUCAGAGAUGGAGAUCCUUGCAAACCUUCCUUGUCUCCAGAAGUUAUGGUUGGAGGGAAACCCUAUAUGCUAUGCUCGGUGGUAUCGAGCAUACGUUUUUAGUUUCUUCUCUCAUCCAGAAAGUUUGAUAUUAGAUGAUAACAGUAUCAGCACAAAAGAGUACUGGGAAAGACACAUCAUUUAUACAAGCAGAAAGAAGCAACCUCCCGCUUUUGGAUUUUAUUUUCCAGCAGAAGAUCAUACUGUAGAAGAUUUUAGCAGCGCACAUUCAAACAAAAAAAAAUAUUCUCGUUUAGCAAAUAUUGAGGUUGAAGAGCAGAGGGGGCUUCAUUGCGUGGAAGGUAUUGAACAAGAUUCAUUGUCUUGUGAGAGUGAUGUGCUGAGGAAGGAUGAGACUGCCAUCUCAGAUGAUGAGUCAAAAAUACUUGUUCUGAUGAAUAAAGCCGAACAAAUGAAAAAGGAAAGAUCCGUUCUUUGGCUGCGAGACUUCAAGGAUUGGAUGAAUCAGUGCUCUGAAGUCAUAACUGACAGAAAUCAACAGACAGAUUUUAAACUAGAUGCUCAGAGUGAGCAAAAUAGGGAACCAUUCACAGACACAAAAUUCGGAGAGAGCUCGCAUUAUGCUAACAAUCCGACAAGGUUAGCGUAUUCCAAUAUUUCUGAUACUGGUAUUUUUGAUAAAAAUAGUAUAACACCUGUGGAAAAUGAUGAAAAAUGUUUUGCAACUGGUUUAAGAUCUCAGGAAGUCAUUUCAGAGCAAGAUCAGAUGGAGGAUGAUUUCAGGAAUCCAGAAAAUCUUUCUCCUUUAGCAGAAAUUGACAAGUCAAGUAUCAAUUAUUCAGCAGUUGGUGGAAGUGAAUGUUCAGAGCUAGCAAUUAACUCUGGGUCAUUGACUGCAAUUGAUGAGAUUAUUGGAUCCCACUCAUCCUCCAUAUAUCCUGGGUCACCACCGCAAUAUCGGCAGGACAUGUUACAUCGUCGUCUUGAUCUAGAGGAAGAAUUCCUACAACUUUCAACUGAGUCUCAUUCUGAGGAAUUGUCAGAUAGUGAUACCAGCUGUAGUGAUGAUGAAUUAAGUGUAGUCGGUAUAUCAAUGAGUGAAAAUGAUUUGUCAUGUAUUCAAGGUUCUGCCUUGGAGUCUUCAAACCUUAUGGCCUUUCAUGUUAAUAGGCCUAUUGGGAAUGAGCAUAAAGAAUCAUAUCCCUCGGAAAGAACUAUAUCUUUGUGUGAGCAUCGUACCAAACUUUUUAAUGGUUGUAGUGAAGAAGCAUCAUCCAUAAACAAUCAUGUAGACGCUGCUGAUUGCUACACUAACCCACAUCUAAAUCAAGGUGCUGGAGAUAUUGAGGGAAUAAGUUGUAAACAACAACUUAAGAGGGGACUUGUUUCUCUUUUUGGGAACUUGUUGGCAUGUAAUAGUCGAUCAGAAUGCGAAAAGGUUAAUGGAGAUGUGGAAUCUCACAGAGUUGAGCAGGGCCAGUCAAGCUGUUGUGCAAUUGGUCUCAGUUCUGGUAGGUUGAAUGAUGAAGUUCUGCGACAGAAAUAUGGAGCAGAAACAGUUGCUGUUUUCAAAUUUGUUCAAAACAAGCGGAGUGAUUAUAUAAAGGAUUUAUUCAACUCAAAUAUUGCGGAUUCUGAAGCUUCUGAAACAUGUCAACAAAUUGUUUUUUGUGGAUGCAUAUACCAGCAUGGAUUAGUUUCGUAUGAGAGUGAAGCAGCUUUACUGAGGACCUGUAAGAACAAAUUAUAUAUGCUACUACUUGAUAAAACAGAUGAUGGGUUAGAUAUUGUUUCUAGAGUUCCAGGAUGCUACGGGCUUGGUGAAAUUAGGGAAGUUGUUGCAGGCCUUGGACUGCAAGCUUUGAGGGUACGUAUGCAGGGGGAUGCAACACAUUUGUUCUUAACAAGAACAGUUGAUAUAUCUAAAGAUUUAUUUAACCUAUUACAAGUAUAUGAUUCAAGCACAUCAACUGCUAAAUGUUCUUUAAAAAGUUGGGAACAAGUUCAGUCUGACUUACUAGAGAAAUGUAUCUCUGGAAGUUUGAGUGGAGGAAUAUAUUUCUACUCGAUGAUUCUUCUCUGGAAAGACAAAUGCAAUGGAAAAUCAUGGCUGUCGAGAUCCUUGUUUGUAAUUGAAGGGUAUGUUAUUAUAUGCAGUGAGAACCUCAUCCAAUUUGGCUCAUCGUGGGAUUGUCUUGGAACCCCACCUUAUUACUCUCUUGAUUCAAUCUGCCCCAUAAAAAACAUAUUGGAAGUGGUCAUAGAAUCAGCAGAGGAUAUCAAAGUUUUGACUUUGACUGCAGAAAAUGUUCCUCAUGGAAACAUAUUUUUGGAGGAUAAUAAGAGAGGGAAUCAUCAACAAAAGAAUCGAAGGAGUUGUACGUGGAAACUGAAGUGGUUCUCUGAAGAUUAUAUGAUGAGAUUUGUGACGCUGCUGAAGGCGAUGCGUUCGGGCUUGUCUGCAACCACUCUGCAUGUAAAGUAUGCUUCUUGAUCGGUAGUAUGUCAAUUUUGCAUUUUUAUUCAAUUUAUUCUUUUCAUUUUUACUUUGUGAUUAGUUUUGUACAGUUACUUUUUUGUGUCUAGCCUUUUUUUUUCCCUUCUUCUUAUGUGGGUGAAGCAUUUUUCGCCCUUUGUAAGUGUACACGUGGUGUUAGAGAAAUAGAUUGUAAAUUCAGUAUUGUUUUUGCAAUUGAGAAAGGGUGGAUCAGUUUGUCACCUGCAAUAUGUAUAUAAAUU
This is a messenger RNA of Phalaenopsis equestris, 3840 nucleotides long. RefSeq lists its product as uncharacterized. The coding region runs from base 284 to 3595 and encodes 1103 amino acids. The transcript is spliced from 11 exons. Gene Ontology annotation, molecular function: protein binding. Gene Ontology annotation, cellular component: cytoplasm. Lineage: Eukaryota; Viridiplantae; Streptophyta; Magnoliopsida; Asparagales; Orchidaceae. The record is from RefSeq and is a predicted model, not a curated record.